Molecule: messenger RNA, 1848 nt
Organism: Letharia columbiana
Lineage: Eukaryota; Fungi; Ascomycota; Lecanoromycetes; Lecanorales; Parmeliaceae
Exons: 12
Coding region: 1-1848 (615 amino acids)
Biological process (GO): transmembrane transport; xanthine transport
Cellular component (GO): membrane
Molecular function (GO): xanthine transmembrane transporter activity
Source: RefSeq, a predicted model, not a curated record
AUGAAGGGAGGAUUGCCGAAAGUGAGGUGGGCGACAUGGAUUCCACACGGCAGCAUGAAGGAUAUCUUCAUUGGCGACUACGACUACAAAUAUCUUUUCAUGCCUAAAUGGCCUUAUUGCCGCAAGGAUACAACAGACAGGCUGCCACCUUUUUUUGCUGUGAAUGAGCCCCUACCAAUCUUACUGGCCCUUAUCAUGGGGCUGCAGCAUGCCUUGGCUAUGACAGGAGGCAUCGUGCUGGGACCCAUCAUUGUGGCAUCAUCCAACCCCAACGUCAACAUCACCCAAUAUCUGACAUCAGUUGCCCUGAUGGCCUGUGGUAUUGGCACCUUCUUCCAUGUGGUCCGCUUCAAGAUCCCAUUCACACGAUACUACUAUGGAACUGGCAUUGUGUCGGUGCUGGGAAUCACAACCACACAGAUUGUGAUUGGGCUGAAUAGCAUCAGCAGCCUAAUGGAGCAAGGCUACAGUUGGAAUGAUGCCUAUGGCAAAUUUCUGGGGACCAACAUGGUGUGUUCCUUCGCCACCACCCUCAUCUCUUUUCUUCCUCCCAGGGUUCUGAGGAAGCUGUUCCCAACCUGGAUUGCUGGCCUCACUGUCUUCCUGGUUGGCGUUAACCUGAUUGGGGUCGCUGGUAUCUCGGACUGGGGUGGUGGAUGCUCUCUGCUCAACUCCACGACUGGUCUGCCUCAGAACUGUAGUGGCAAUGGUCAGGUGGAGCUUCCUUUCGGCUCUCGCGAGUACCUGGGCCUGGGUGGACUGGCAUUCAUCUUCAUCAUCCUGCUGGAGACCUUUGGAUCGCCAUUUGCUAGAAACUCUGCAAUUAUUUUGGCCUGGUUGAUGGCAUAUGCUGUGGCUGCCAUUGUGAAGAAGGAUGGCAAGCCAUAUGUGGACAUGGCUGCUGUGAAUGAAGCUCCUGCUGGCACCUUCUUCUGGGUUCACACAUUCAAGCUAGGCAUCUAUCCUGGCGCAAUCUUGCCCUUCAUCAUUGGGUACUGGGCAGAUGCUGCCACAGCUGUAGGAGACGUCACAGCCACUGAGGAAGCUUCUGGCAUUGAACAGAGAGGCCCGGCCCACGAUGAGAGGAUUCAGGGUUGUCUGCUUGCUGAUGGUUUCAACUGCUUCCUGGCCAGUUGCGCAACCUCCCCUCCCGUCAAUGUGUUUGCCCAGAAUAAUGGAAUCAUUGCCUUCACACUUUGCGCCUCCCGUAUGGCUGGUGUUGCCACCGCCUUCUGGCUCUUCAUCUUUGGCGUUCUUGGAAAGAUUGGAGCCUUCUUUGCCAAUACGCCAACCUGUGUGAUUGGAGGCAUCACCACAUUCCUCUUUGGCUCCAUUGCCUUGUCUGGCAUCAAGGUGCUCAUGAAUGAGGGCAUUGACAGGAGGCGCCGUUUCAUUGCUACUGUCUCCUGUGCUCUGGGCAUUGGGGUGAUCAUCAACCCAGGCUGGGCCACAGACAACCUGUGGGUGGCCACCGACACCAUGCCUUCUGGAGUUCGUGCAGUCAGAGACAGCGUUAUUCUGGUUCUGGAGACUGGGUAUGUGUUUGGGUGGCUGGUGGCCAUGGUCCUCAACCUCAUUGUCCCUUAUGAGACUGGUGACCCAAUGGAGCGUAUCAGGGCUGCCAGGAAGGCCAAGGGACUGAUUGUGCCCCUGAGCGAAGAAGAGGGACGUGCCAUUGAGGAGAACCAGAUUGCCAACCCUAAGAUGGGCUUUGAGGGUGACAGUGCUCACCCACAGCCUGUUGUUGUGCCACUUGAUGACAGGAGAAUGCCAAUCAAUCAGGCAGGCUUGGCAGCUGUGCCAGCAAAUUCAGACUACCCCGGCACCUCAUAUCCCCCCGUUGCCUGA